AUGGUGGUGAGAAUUAGACUAUCAAGGUUUGGAUGCAAAAACAAGCCGUUUUACAGAGUAAUGGCAGCUGAUAGCAGAUCUCCAAGAGAUGGCAAGCAUUUGGAAGUCUUGGGUUACUAUAACCCUUUACCAGGUCAAGAUGGCGGUAAACGAAUGGGUCUCAACUUUGAAAGAGUGAAAUACUGGCUCUCAGUUGGUGCGCAGCCUUCGGAGCCUGUCCAGCGCCUACUUUUCAGAUCAGGUUUGCUACCUCCACCUCCAAUGCUGGCAAUGGGACACAAAGGCGGGCCACGGGACACCCGUCCAAUUGAUCCUAUGACAGGACGAAUUUUAACCCCAGAAAAGUUAAUCAAUUGUAUGCAAUCAGUGGAACCCGAAGGUGAUGAAGCCAAUGAUGAAGAAAAUGCAACAUCUUGA
Molecule: messenger RNA, 417 nt
Organism: Ilex paraguariensis (yerba mate)
Lineage: Eukaryota; Viridiplantae; Streptophyta; Magnoliopsida; Aquifoliales; Aquifoliaceae
Source: the annotation of a GenBank genome assembly